UUUAAAAAAAAUAAGCUGCGUUAAACGGUUUCUAGUCUCUACCAUCUUACCGCAGUCCCUAGGAUCCAUAGAAAACGCCAAUAGCUUUUUGUUUUACACUUGAGAGUGAGAGAGAAGCGGCGGCGCGGCGGCUUAAAACGACUCUAGUUCCGAUCUCCCCAAAGCUUGAAACGACAAUUGUUUGUUUUAACACUCCUAAGUUUCCGCUUCUUCCUCAUCUUUUUGAAAACUUUCACUCUCUCAGUUCCCUUCCUUCUUCCACGUGUCCCCGAUCUUUUUUCUCCAAGAUCACUCCGUACAUUUUUCAGUGCUGAAUGGGCUAUGGCCGAACCAUUGCCGACGGCGGAUGGGGUGAAGGAGAACAAAUUAUGGAAAUGGGUCUUUGCUGUCAGUGGAAUCUUGAUUACUCUUGUCAUCUAUGGGGUUUUACAGGAAAAGAUCAUGAGAGUUCCUUAUGGGGUAAACAAAGAAUAUUUUAAGUACUCGUUAUUUCUUGUUUUCUGCAACCGCAUCACAACAUCUGCGGUCUCUGCUGGUUCUUUAGUGGCAAGUAAGAAGGCAUUGGAUCCUGUUGCUCCAGUCUAUAAGUACUGCCUUGUAUCAGUAACAAACAUCCUAACCACAACAUGUCAAUAUGAGGCCCUCAAGUAUGUAAGCUUUCCGGUUCAGACUCUUGCUAAGUGUGCAAAAAUGAUACCUGUUAUGAUUUGGGGCACUUUCAUCAUGCAGAAGAAAUAUAAGGGUUUUGACUAUUUGGUGGCUUUUCUGGUGACCCUAGGUUGUUCGAUAUUUAUCCUAUUUCCGGCAGGAACUGAUUUUAGUCCAUAUGGCAAAGGAAGAGAAAAUACUGUUUGGGGCAUUUCUCUGAUGGUUGGUUAUCUUGGGUUUGAUGGUUUUACAAGCACAUUCCAAGAUAAAUUAUUCAAAGGCUAUGAUAUGGAAAUACACAAUCAGAUAUUCUACACAACAUUGUGUUCUUGCGUUCUCAGCUUGACAGGUCUUAUAUUUCAGGGACAUUUACUGCUAGCUGUAGAUUUUGUUUAUCGCCACAAUGAUUGUUUUCUUGAUAUUGUAUUACUCUCAACCGUAGCAACAGCCAGUCAAUUUUUCAUUUCUUACACGAUUCGUACAUUUGGUGCUCUCACAUUUGCUGCCAUAAUGACCACAAGACAGCUGGUGAGCAUCAUGCUGUCAUGCAUUUGGUUCGGCCAUCCCCUUAGCUGGGAACAGUGGAUUGGGGCGAUCAUCGUGUUUGGCUCCUUGUACUCCAAAACCUUCUGGAAGAAAGUGUCACCAGCUCCCACUCCUCCACAACAAACAGAAAAUGGAUCUUCGAGUCCUUUGAAAGGGAUCCCUUAACGAGGUCAAUUUGGCAUCAGUAACCGCAACUGGUUCUGGUCGGGUAAGAGUCUGCCUAUGUUAAAGCUGCAUUUUGAAGCUUGUCGGGGCAAGGUUUUGUUCGAAUGGUUUUUUUAUGAAAUCCGAAUUGAAAUUUUGGGUGAAAAAAAUGAAAAUAGGAACACUCCAUUUUCAUUGGAGGAGCAUUAUGAACUACAAACUAACUAAAUCCCAGAGACACUCUUUGUUUUUGUGUGUUUUUGUUUACAAUAGGAACUUAUAUGUAUAAGCAACUGUUGAGGCCAUUUGAUUUUGAGGUAUUUUCUAUUCAGAUUAUGAAAGAGAAAUUGGGGAGAUUUUUUAAUCAA
Messenger RNA from Gossypium raimondii (Peruvian cotton), 1706 nucleotides. Its product is annotated as UDP-galactose/UDP-glucose transporter 5B. Lineage: Eukaryota; Viridiplantae; Streptophyta; Magnoliopsida; Malvales; Malvaceae. The record is from RefSeq and is a predicted model, not a curated record. The transcript has 12 exons. Bases 322 to 1359 code for a protein of 345 amino acids. Gene Ontology annotation, biological process: transmembrane transport. Gene Ontology annotation, molecular function: 3'-phosphoadenosine 5'-phosphosulfate transmembrane transporter activity. Gene Ontology annotation, cellular component: endoplasmic reticulum membrane; Golgi membrane.